ACUAAAUUUUAAAAUUAAUUUAAUUAUCGAAAUACUCUCCGGCCCUACAAACGACAGUCCCUCAUAUUUAAAUGAAUGCCCUUGAAAAAAAUGAGUGGGAUCUGAGUACAGGACUAUAGUGACCCACAAGUAGAGCUUCCAGUGUCUAUUCAUAAGAAAUUUCCCUUUAAUUUCUCCAUACAACCAUUUUGUACUUCUCAUGCAUUAAUAUGGACAAACCUACUUUCCUUACAACAUGGACAAGCUGCCAAGCAACCUUCACAGAUCAAACAGCCACACACCCCACGCCAUGGGCAUGAACUUGGGAUUCAGUACAUGGCUCGACACGAACUCAGCCUAGCCCAAUACAAAUAUUUCCCUUAGCAACUUUGCAUCCUGUAAUUUGAUAAUGUAACCAGUGACGGACUGGGGCACCCACUUUAAAAUUUUAAUUUUACUAUUUAUUUGUCAUUUGAUAUAGCAAUGUGAAUGGAAUAAUGGAUCUCGUCUGCCUGACGUAAGUCAAACUCAUGUCACUCAUAAAUAAGACUUUUGAUUUCAGCAUAGGAGAAAAAAAAAAAAAAAAAAAAGAGUUAAUCAACACCUCUUAACUCCCAUUUUUAGGCAACUGCGAGAGGGGAAGUGAUAUUAAUGACAAAAACUCAUUUCCCAAACACAAACCCACGUUCUUUUUCUGUUAUGUGUUGAAAAUGGAGGUUCCUGGCGAGUUGUCUCUUUUGCUUUGGCUUUUCUUUGUUUCUUUAUAUUCCUUUCGUCCUUCACUUCCUAGGAGAAAACUAAAGCAAAAGCAAGACAACAAAGAGAGAGAGCUAGAUCAUAAGUUAUGAAGAAGUUAAGCCAUCUCUUCUUCACAAUUUUUCUUUCUAACUUCUCAACUUUCAUGGUGAUUCCAACCAUGACUGAUGUUACUAUGUCUGCACUUUGUCCUGGCCAAAUUGAGUGCUCUCUAGCCAUCUUUCUCAGUGGAAUUCAGCAAGUGAUCAUAGGGCUGGGAACACUGGUGAUGAUGCCUUUGGUAGGAAAUCUGUCGGACAAGUAUGGGAGAAAAGCUUUGCUUUCUGUACCAUUGGCUCUUGCCAUAAUUCCCUUAGCCACAUUGGCAUACAGCAGAAGCAGGUACUUUUUCUACGCAUAUUAUGUGCUCAGGACUCUCACUGCCAUGGUCUGCGAAGGAAGUGUCCACUGCCUUUCUCUCGCCUAUGUGGCGGACAAUGUUCCUGAAGGGCAGCGAGCUUCGGCGUUUGGAAUCCUCUCAGGCAUCGGAUCGUCGGCGUUUGUUUGUGGAACACUCUCUACUCGUUUUCUCUCCACUGCCUCCACUUUCCAGGUUUCUACCUCAGUUGCAAUAAUGGCCUUAGUAUACAUGAGGAUUUUCCUUCAGGAUUCAAUCGUUGAUGGGAACCUUUCCACCCCAAUACUCUCCAGUGGAAAGAUCAAGGCCGAUGCGACUGGGAAUUCAAGUAAGAGCGUCCAGAUUUUUAAAACCAUGCCUUCCUUGGAAGAUAUGCUUUGCUUGCUUAAGAGCAGUGCUACACUGUCACGAGCUGCUGUCGUUGCAUUUUUCAUCAAUCUUUCUGAAGUUGGCCUGCAUUCUUCGUUAAUGUACUAUUUAAAAGCAAGAUUUCACUUUAAUAAGAAUCAAUUUGCUGACUUGAUGGUAAUUUCUGGGAUUGCUGGGACAAUUUCACAGUUGCUUCUCAUGCCCAUACUGGCUCCUGCUUUAGGAGAGGGGAGGUUGCUUUCAAUAGGGCUCUUUUUUACAUGUGCACAUAUGUUUCUUUACAGCAUUGCGUGGUCCUCCUGGGUUCCUUAUGCUGCUGCUAUGCUCUCCAUUUUGUUUGUAUUUUCACAACCAUGUAUGCGGACCAUUGUGUCGAAGCAAGUUGGGGCCUCUGAGCAGGGGAAGGCUCAAGGAUGCAUCUCAGGCAUAGGUUCCUUUGCCAAUGUUGUUUCUCCCUUAAUAUUCUCUCCUUUAACAGCUUUGUUCCUAUCUGACAGAGCACCAUUUCAUUUCCCUGGAUUCAGUAUUAUGUGCGUCGGAUUCACUUCGAUGAUAGCCUUGAUUCAGAGUACCAUAAUAAGGGUGGCCCCUCCCAUUUCAAAUGAGAGAAUCAGCAAUAACAACUAUGUGGAUGCCUAAUCAGGGAAGUAGUAGGUUUCUGGGGCUAGAAAACCUGGAAUGGAAGUUGAAACCUAGUACUAUUGGAUGUAGGAGUAGCAUAAGGUUUAAACUAUUUGAUGCAAUGAGUGGGCGGUUUCAUCUUCAUCUCAUUGAAGAAAGCAUUCUUAUCCAAGUAGAGGAGACUCUAGAUGUCAGAGCCUAAAAUGUGGAAGUGGAUCAAUGAUACAGUGGUGGAGUUUGUAAGAUGGGGUCCAUGUUGUCAGUUUAUUUAUCUUUUUUGGCAGUUCACGGAACUAGUUAGGUGUGGCAAAAAAUAGAAGUGCUCUCUGUACAUGCAUUCUCCUCCCAAAAACUAAAGGGGGGGGGGGGGGGGUGGUGAUUUGCAAAAUUGUAUUGUUGGCAUUUUUUGGGUCGAAGGAUUGUUUGCAUCACUUAGUCAAUGUAUAAGAACUAUUUCAUUGAUCCCUGCUUUUCUGAAACUUCUUGUUCAGCUAUGGAUUUUAGAAUAUCUGCUUUUUAUGAAUAUUAAAUUUCUGGAAUGUAAAAGAAUAUUUUUUUUAUUAUUAAAUAUGAACAAAUAUAAAUGUA
This is a messenger RNA of Manihot esculenta (cassava), 2710 nucleotides long. RefSeq names its product tetracycline resistance protein, class G. Gene Ontology annotation, biological process: transmembrane transport. The coding region runs from base 824 to 2140 and encodes 438 amino acids. The record is from RefSeq and is a predicted model, not a curated record. The transcript is spliced from 14 exons. Gene Ontology annotation, molecular function: transmembrane transporter activity. Lineage: Eukaryota; Viridiplantae; Streptophyta; Magnoliopsida; Malpighiales; Euphorbiaceae.